Caenorhabditis angaria is the source of this 7896-nucleotide messenger RNA. The record is from the annotation of a GenBank genome assembly. Lineage: Eukaryota; Metazoa; Nematoda; Chromadorea; Rhabditida; Rhabditidae.
AUGUCUAAUGAUAACUUUGUGAGUUUGAAAUUAAAUUAAUUUCGAAAAUAAGUAAUUUAAAUUUCUCGUAGGCUAUAGACAUAGAUGACGAUCCAAAUCUUGAUCCAAAUGUAGACGAUCAGCAAAAUGAAUUGAGCACAUCAAGGUGUGCUCUUAUGAGUUUUGAAGAGGAACAACCUGUUAGUUUUGUAGCAUCAAUUAAAGAAUCUGUUAGAAGUUCGAAAAGAAAAAUGUGAGUUUUUGCAAAGUACAAAUGUUUCUUUCAAAAUCAAAUUAUUUUUCCAGUUCAUAUUAUACCUCAUUUAUAACUUCGCCAAUUAAAAAGUUGUUAUCAACUUUCAAACUACUUAUAAUAAUUGCUUUAUAUUCAUUCUUAGGUGCUCAUUUAUUUAUGUAUUAUGAAGUUUCGGCAGAUUUAGCUGCAAAAGAAGAAUCAUAUCAUCAAAGAAAAAUAGCUAGAGAAAAUAUGAUUUUAAAUCUUCGAGCAAUUUAUUAUGAUAAUCGUCAAGAUCAUGAAGAACGAUGGAAACAUGCGAUUCUUCGAUUUGAAAAUGAAUUAGAUCUAGAUGAACCUGUUAUUGAAACAGCUUGGACAUUUUGGAUGUCAUUUUUAUAUGCUGGAACUAUAUUCACAACAAUUGGCUAUGGCAAUAUUGCUUGUAAAACAACAUCUGGACAAGUUGCAACUAUGAUUUAUGCAUUUGCUGGCAUUCCAAUUAUGUUGGUUAUGUUGAAUUCGUUGAAUAAUUUUCUUCUAAAAUGGAUCAAAAUAAUUGCUAAUUAUACAAGUGACACGAUUUUGUAUUUAGGAAUUAAAUUCGGAAUUAUUACAAUAAGACAACACGAGAAAGAAAAGUUGAAAAGGUAUCGAGCUUAUCUCAAAAAAUAUCGACUGCAAAAAGUUGUGGUAAGUUAAAAUUCAACAAACUUCAGUAACACUGUGGUUUCAGUGGAUUUUUUUUAUUACCCUGACCAAAUUUUACAUUUCUAAAAAGAAUCAUAUUUCCAGAUGUCAAACUUGACCGAAAGUGGAAUUAAUAAUCAAGGAGAACAUGUUUCGAUUGAUAUGUUGAGUAAAGAUGAAGAAGAAGAUGAAGAUGAUGAGGAAAUACAACCAGAUCCACCUGUUAUUUCAACUAUUUUUGGUGAGGAAUUUUUAAAUUGUAUCGUUUUUGGAUGGGCAUCAAACUUACAUAAUUUUUGAAAUCGACUAUCUUAAUUUUAAAAAAAAAUCAAUUGAAAAAAAAAUAAACAUUUUUCCUCUUUCUCAAAUUGGGGCCAAUUUUUCUCAGAUUUAAGAGACGUUAUUUGUAAUUUCUCGAAAUACGAAGAACAAAAAAAAAGUGAUGAUCUUCGAUUUGGGUCUAUUUUUGGUAAAAUGAUGCCCCACGCCUAUAUAGUUGGAAAAUAAAGUGAAUUGGCGGAAAAAAAUUUUUUGAGGUCAGGGGAUUUUUUGAAAAAAUUUGGCCGAUCCGUAAAAUGGUUCAAAAUUCAUAUUUUUCGACGUUCAAAAAAGCAUUCUGCUCGUAAUUCAAUGAUCUUGCCAGUGGUAAAACGAUCCAUAAUUCAUUCUCUAAUUUGAAAUAAUUAUAUUUUUAAAAAGUGAAAAAAUGAUGAAAUUUCGGUUAAAAUCAUCAUUUUCAACCUUAGGGAGUCAAAAGCGCACUUUUUAACUGCGUGCAAUCGCUUCCUUUCGCAAUUUUAGCCCCGGGGGCGUAUGUUUAAAAAAAUUAAACGCGGAACCUUGACUUCAUCCAGAUCGGUGAAAAGCGCCCACUAAAACAUUUGUAGGUGCAUGUUGUGAAGAGAUCACUUGAAACGCUUGAAUUUGCUAAUCUAAGAGUCACAGGUUCAAUUCCCGGUGGCGGCUUUUUUAAAAAGUGGUUUUUUGUUCGAAAACCCAUUCAGAUAGAUACAAAUGUCAUGUCCUAAAGACAAUAUACUAAAGGAUACAAGAGAAUAAUACAGUGCAUUUUAUAAUAAUAGAUUUGCCUUCUAUAUUGAUAACAUUGUCUAAACCAUCAGUUAUUGAAGCAAACUGAGUCAAAAAUUGACACGUACGCACAAAAUCAGGCAGGUAAACUCAUUUUCAUAUGAAAUAACCAAAAAUAGAAAGAUAUCUGACCGAUGUUCAAAAAUUACAGAAAAUUUGGUGUUCAAUAGGAUCACGAUUUUUGUUUGCGAAAUAAAGAAUGUAAGCAAAAAUACAUUUGAAGUUAACAGGGCAUCAUUUGCUUUAAUUUCCGACAUAGACAUUUGAAUUUUCACGAUUUGAAGAUUUACCAUUAAGAUCAUCAUGCCAGUACAAAAAUGUGUUGUUUUCCAUUAUUUAUCGAUAUUUGAUCAUCUUCUUUUAUUACAAAAAAGGUGAAUCUCUCAUUUUGAAACACUAAUUUUUUUAAAUUUUUGAACAUCGGCCAGAUAUGUUUUUAUAUUUGGUUAUUUUAUAGGAAAAUGAGUUUACCUGCCUGAUUUUGUGCGUACGUGUCAAUUUUUGACUCAGUUUGCUUCAAUAACUGAUGGUUUAGACAAUGUUAUCAAUAUAGAAGGCAAAUCUAUUAUUAUAAAAUGCACUGUAUUAUUCUCUUGUAUCCUUUAGUAUAUUGUCUUUAGGACAUGACAUUUGUAUCUAUCUGAAUGGGUUUUCGAACAAAAAACCACUUUUUAAAAAAAGCCGCCACCGGGAAUUGAACCUGUGACUCUUAGAUUAGCAAAAUCAAGCGUUUCAAGUGAUCUCUUCAAGAUAUGCACCUACAAAUGUUUUAGUGGGCGCUUUUCAGCGACCUGGAUGAAGACGAGGUUCCGCGUUUAAUUUUUUUAAACAUACGUCCCCGGGGCUAAAAUUGCGAAAGGAAGCGAUUGCACGCAGUUAAAAAGUGCGCUUUUGACUCCCUAAGGUCGAAAAUGAUGAUUUUAACCGAAAUUUCAUCAUUUUUUCAAUUUUUAAAAAUAUAAUUAUUUCAGAUUAAAGAAUGAAUUAUGGAUCGUUUUACCACUGGAAAGAUCAUUGAAUUACGAGCAGAAUGCUUUUUUGAACGUCGAAAAAUAUGAAUUUUGAACCAUUUUACGGAUCGGCCAAAUUUUUUUCAAAAAAAAAUCCCCCCGACCUCAAAAAAUUUUUUUGCGCCAUUUCACUUUAUUUUCCAACUCUAUAGGCGUGGGGCAUCAUUUUACCAAAAAUAGACCCAAAUCGAAGAUCAUGACUUUUUUUUUGUUCUUCGUAUUUCGAGAAUUUUUGAGUUUUUACAAAUAACGUCUCUUAAACAUCCUCAAAAUAUGUUAAAAAUUACAUUUUUUCAGCGACAGUUGCUUGGAUCAUGUUAUCAGCAAUGAUUUUUUGUAUGUUUGAAGAUUGGUCAUUUUUCACGAGUUUCUAUUUUUGUUUUAUUUCUUUAACAACAAUUGGCUUGGGUGAUGUUACACCUGCAAAUCCCGAAUACAUGAUUGCAACCUUUGGAGUUGUCAUAAUUGGAUUAUCAAUGUUAACAGUUUGUAUUGAUGUUGUGAAAGAAAAAAUCGCAUUGAUGUAUAUGGCUAUUCUACAGAAGUUAUUGAAGGUAACAUUUUUACAAAAAUCUAGAUAAAAUUUAAGUUCAUAUAAUCUAUUAUUAUUGUAGGAUUAUAUGGAAGCAUUAGAAAAUGGAGAUCCAAAUGCUGCUUCAGCAAUGAUGGCAGGUUUUCAAGGAAAAGCUAAAUUCUUAAUGCCAUUAUUGAGUAAAAAUGAUGGAACAAAAGUGAUGAACAAAUUCAAACAAGAUUGUAGUAAAAAAGGAAUUGAUCCACCGCCAGUUCUUACAAAUAUAAAUCCAGAAACAGGAAUGCCAGCAUUUGCAACUGCACAAAGAGAAGAUUUUAAUGAUUAUAUUGAAGUUGCUGAAGAACUUGCAGCCGAAGAAAAAAAUCAAGUAAAUAUGUCAAAAUCAUCAAUUGAAGAUCUAUUAAAUUCGAGGAAAAAUUCGAUGAUGGUUCCAAAAAUGGCUUGGGAAAAUAAUAGCUCGAAAAGACAGAGUAUUAUAUCAGAAAUCGCAAAAAUAACAAUGGAUGAAGCAACUCAAACUAUUAUUAUGGAUAUAUUUGAUAUUGGAGUUCAAGCGAAAAUUGAGAAAACCACGUGUGAUUCUGAAACACAGUAUAUUGUUACUAGGUAAAUAAUUUGUGUUGUCCAUAAUGUGACAAAAUAAUUCAUUUUCAGUUGUCAUACAAUUGGAAUUCAACCCGAAGUGUCAUCAAUUUAUCAUUAUAAUCCACUUUUUUCGGAUUCAAGUGAAUCUUGCUCGGAAAAUGAAGAUGAAUCUGAAACUAGUUCGGAAAAUGAAACCGAUAUUGAUAUGGAUUUCGAAACUGAACAAUAUUCGGAAAGAUCAAAAGCCUCACAAAAAUCACAAUCGGUCAAAAAUUCUCCUAUUCACUCUGAUCUUUCUAAAGAAUUAGUUGCUGAUGAGAUAAUUUUAGAACAGAAUAUUCUGGUUGGAAAAUCUGAAGAUUUAUCCUCUCAAAAUGACCAACAAAAAUCUGACAUUGCAAUUCGUGAAAAAAUAAUAAAGCCUGAAAGAAAAACAAAGAAAAGGAAAAAGAUCAAGAAACAUGCUUCAACAGUUUUACGAUUUUUAAAAAACAGUGGAAUGCAAACUGAAGUGUUCAAAACAAAUGAAGAAUCAACACAAUAUGAAGAGAUCGAAAAAUCAAACAGGAGAUGUCAAACAAAAAUGUCGAGUAUUCCAAAAGGAAUGAUGGAAAAAAGAAAAAGAAAUUUGACAAUUGAUAAAGGAAAUAACAGAAAUUAUAUUUUGGAGCAGAAAAUUGGAGAACAAUCUUUGGAAAAUAUUGAAGAAAAUGGAGAAAUUAUUAAUGAAGUGAGUUGAAAACUAAAAUGGUUCAUAAAACCUCAUUCAAACUUUUGAAAUUUGAAUUUUAGGUAAACCUUGAUGUCCAUCUAAUUUCUCUUGGUGUUGAUGAAGUUGGACACGUUGUUGAUGUUCCAUUUGCAAAAGAAUCAAUUGAUCGUGAAAUAUCAAGUAUUUCUUCAAUAACAUUGUCUUCGGAUGAUGAAGAUUUCGAUGAAAUUGAAUUUCUUUUUAAAAACUCAUCAAUGCAAACUGAGGAUUUAGAAACUUGUGACAAAGAAUCACAUGCCACGCCAAUAUCUAUGAAUAUGAUUUCUGAUUCUAUUACGCAGACAACUAUAAGGUACAUUUUCUAUAUUUAAAACUUAAAUUGGUUAUCUUUUUUAGUACUUUCCGCCGGCCUUCGAAAAAGUUAUUAGCUGAAACUUCGGAAAAAAUGGCUGAACCUGAAAAUAACGAGAAGAAAGACGAAAUACAUUAUAUGGAAGAAAUUGGAGUACAAACAAGACAAACAUCAUUUUACAAUAAAAAAGAAACAAGUUUUGAUAAAACAGAAAAAAAUAAAGAAACAAUGGAAGAGAGUACUGUAGAAGAAUCUGAAAUUCCAUUAUUUUUGACUGAUAUUGAAACACAGGUAAGAAACAACUUAUUUGGAAUUUCCAAUGAAAAUUUUGUUGCAGACUUCACCUCGUAGCGAAAAUCAAUUCGGAACUCAAACAUUAAAACUCGAUGUGUCUGAAAUAGGACUACAAACUGAUUAUAUAUCUCCAAAAAUAGUUACUGAAAAUGAAAAGCAAGUUGAUCUACAAAAUGUUGAUAUUCAAACAGACUUCCAAAAUUCGUGUGUUGAUCAAUCAGAGCAAACUGACAUUCCAAAUGAAAAACUUAUACUAAUGGACCAAUCAAAUCAAGCUGAUCUCAAAAAUAGCCAGAUAGAUAUUCAUGUGCAAACCGAAUUGGAAACUAAAAUUAAUUUUGGACUUCAAGUUUCACUUGGAAAAGAAUGUGAAGAUCGAGGAAAUCAAGUGAAUAUGAAACCAAACAUCGAAGAUAAACAAGAACAAACUGAAACUUUCGAAUCUAAAGUGGAGGUUAAAGAUUUCGAAAGCCAGGCUGAAAUUUGUCUGAAACCAGAUGUUUCAGAUAAAUCUUAUCAAACUGAAAUUGUCGAACAGAAAAAAGAUAUCCGAGACUUUGAAAUUCAAACUGAAUUUGAAUGCUCAACAAAAUCAGAACAGACAGAAUCCGUCGAAGUCGCAAAUUCUGGAGUUCAGGUUGAAAUCAAAUGUGAAAUAUCUAUGGAAGAUCAAAUAAUUCAAACAAAUCAUCUAGAAGUUCAAGAUUUUGAAGGGCAAAUUGAUAUAAAACCAGAUUGUUCGAAUAAAUCAGAACAGACAAACAUAUUGGAACAAAAAGAUUCAGAAGUUCAAGUUCAAGUUACAACAUCGGUGGAAAAUCAAAGCCAAACAGAAAAUCCAGAUUUUGUUGACUCAAAUAUUCAGGUGCGAAUUGAAAUACAAAAAUCAGUGGAAGAUCGAAUAAACCAAACAGAACAGGUUGAAGUUCAGAAUUUGCAAAUUCAAACUGAAGUUCAGGUUGGUGAAUUUUCAAAAAUUAUUGUAAAUUUGGAAAAUUUCAGGCGCUUAAAUCGAGUUCUCAACAGACUGAAUGGGAUGAUCCACAAAAACAAGAUGCUGAAAAUCAAGCGGGUUCAGGUCAUUGCAUAGUUGCUUCUUGUGCAACUCAGCAUGAAUUUGAAGAAUAUCAGGCUGAUAAAUAUUGUCAAGCUGAAGUUCAAACAAAAAACAAACGAUGUCAGGUAAAAAUCGAGUGUUUUUGAUGAAUUUAGUUUAAAAAAUAAUCAAUUUAAAAAAUUCCAAUUGAAAAUCCCUUGAACCAUUAAUUCAGAACGACGAAGAUUUUUUUGCUGAAGAAGAAAAAACAGAAUCUCCAAGUCCACCAAUAAAUUUCGGAUCUCUUGCAACUGGACCACUUUGGAGUGAUUUCGAUUAUAUUCACGAAGAUGAAGAAGUUAUCGAAGGUGAACAUGAAACUGAAGAUGAAAAUCAAACUGAAACUGGAAUUGUAAUCAAAUCUGAAGUCACAACCAAAACAGAGAAAUGGCUAACUGUUCCCAAGAAUGAAUCAGAAAAAAUGGCAAAGAAAAUUCUAACAGUGUCUGGAACACAAUCUGAACCCAAGGAUUUAUCGCAUGCUCUCAUUCAGACAAUUUCUAACCCAACAACUUCGAGCACAGUUCAAGCUGUUGCUGAAACUUGUGAUAUGUCAUCUGGUUUGAUUGGAAAUGAUGAUUGGCUUCAGGUUAUUUUUAUCAGCAUGAUAUUUUUCUGUCACUAAUAUUUCACUUUUUCUAGCCCUAAACACAAAUAUUUCAACAACUUCUAUAUUCUAUCUUUUUUCGUCAACUUCUCGGUUCGAUACCAAAACUUUUAAACUUGAUUGUUUCAAAUCAGUUUUUUUAAGGUUUAUGUUCAAGAAUUAGACGAAGAAAGAAGAUUGAGAAUGUCAGAUAUUGGAAUACAAACUGGUGUUUUGGCGCGAGUUCAACAUAUGUACACAAGACCAAUUUCAGAUGAUGUAGAGGUUCGUUUAACUUCAAAAUAAAAAAAUAUCAAUUGAGAUACUAUUAAAGGGCACAUCACUGACACCAAUAACACUUCGAAAAUCUUCGGAAUCAUCAGAACCUUCUGGAAAUAACUUGGAAGGGUAGAUUAUUCAUCAGAUAUUUACUUAACAUAAUCAAAUAUUUUGCAGAAGUCAGGAAAGUUUACUAGUUUCAACUGCAACUGCACGUUCUGCGGAAGAUCCGGGAACACCUUCAACAUCAUUACAAAGAAAAUCUUCAAAUCCACAAAUUCGUCGAACAAAAUCAUUGAAAAAAGUUAGAUUAACAGGAGAUCCGCGGAAAACUAAAUCGGAGGCUACGUCAAAUAUUGUGAGUUAACUGCUUUUAGUUUCAAAAUCUGUUUUUUCUUGGUUUCAGGUAAACGAUUUGCGCGCCAAAUUUGAAGGAGGUCCAAAACUCGAAUAA